CGGGGUCCCGUCCUCUGCCGCUCCAGCUCCGGGGUCCCCGCGCCAGAGACGCAGCAGCCUCCCCCCCCAGCCACCUCGCGCGCCCUCGCUCGCUCAGAGCCGGUCCGCAGCCGCCCAGCCCAACGCCUCUCCCGCUCCUCAGCCAUGUCCACCCGGUCGAUGUCCUCCUCCUCCUACCGCAGGAUGUUCGGCGGGCCCGGCACCGGGAGCCGACCGAGCUCCAGCCGGAGCUACGUGACCACGUCCACCCGCACUUACAGCCUGGGCAGCGCGCUGCGCCCCAGCACCCACCGGAGCCUCUACGCCUCGUCCCCGGGCGGCGGCUACGUGACGCGCUCCUCGGCGGUGCGGGUGCGCAGCGCGGUGCCCGGCGUGCGCCUGCUGCAGGACUCGGUGGACUUCUCGCUGGCCGACGCCAUCAACACCGAGUUCAAGAACACCCGCACCAACGAGAAGGUCGAGCUGCAGGAGCUCAACGACCGCUUCGCCAACUACAUCGACAAGGUGCGCUUCCUGGAGCAGCAGAACAAGAUCCUGCUGGCCGAGCUGGAGCAGCUCAAGGGCCAGGGUAAGUCGAGGCUGGGGGACCUCUACGAGGAGGAGAUGCGGGAGCUGCGGCGCCAGGUGGACCAGCUCACCAACGAAAAAGCCCGCGUGGAAGUGGAACGGGACAAUCUGGGCGAAGACAUCAUGAGGCUCCGGGAGAACCCCUUCAUGUUUUCAUUUCUCUGUUCAACACAGGAUGUGGAUAAUGCGUCUCUGUCACGCCUUGACCUUGAGCGUAAAGUGGAAUCGUUGCAAGAAGAGAUUGCCUUUUUGAAGAAGCUACAUGAUGAGGAGAUCCAGGAGCUGCAGGCUCAGAUUCAGGAGCAGCAUGUCCAGAUCGACAUGGAUGUAUCCAAGCCUGACCUCACUGCUGCUCUGAGGGACGUCCGUCAGCAGUAUGAAAGCGUGGCCGCAAAGAACCUCCAGGAGGCGGAGGAAUGGUACAAGUCCAAGUUUGCUGACCUCUCAGAGGCUGCUAACCGCAACAACGAUGCCCUGCGCCAGGCGAAGCAGGAGUCCAACGAGUACCGCAGACAGGUGCAGUCCCUCACUUGCGAAGUGGAUGCGCUUAAAGGAACUAACGAGUCUCUGGAACGCCAGAUGCGUGAAAUGGAAGAGAACUUUUCUCUCGAAGCUGCUAACUACCAAGACACUAUUGGCCGCCUUCAGGAUGAGAUUCAGAACAUGAAAGAAGAGAUGGCUCGUCACCUUCGUGAAUACCAAGACCUGCUCAAUGUUAAGAUGGCCCUUGACAUUGAGAUCGCCACCUACAGGAAGCUGCUGGAGGGCGAGGAGAGCAGGAUUUCUCUGCCUCUUCCAAACUUUGCCUCCUUGAAUCUGAGAGAAACUAAUCUGGAUUCACUUCCUCUGGUGGACACCCAUUCUAAAAGAACACUUCUGAUCAAGACAGUGGAAACUAGAGAUGGACAGGUUAUCAAUGAAACUUCUCAGCAUCAUGAUGAUCUUGAAUAAAAAUUGCACACUCUCAGUGCAGCAAUAUAUUACCAGCAAGAAUAAAAAAGAGAAUCAUAUCUUAAAGAAACAGCUUUCAAGUGCCUUUCUGCAGUUUUCCAGGAGCACAAGAUAGAUUUGGAAUAGUUAUAAGCUCUAGUUCUUAACAACCGACACUUCUAAAAGAUUUAGGGGGAAAAACCGUUUACAACACAUAAUCUAGUUUACAAAGAAGUCUUGUGCUAGAAUACUUUUUAAAAAGUAUUUUUGAAUACCAUUAAAACUGCUUUCUUUUUCCCAGCAAAUACCUGACCAACUUGUUUCUGCUUUAAUAAACCUUUGGAAAAACUCUU
Dipodomys ordii (Ord's kangaroo rat) is the source of this 1850-nucleotide messenger RNA. RefSeq names its product vimentin (gene Vim). The transcript is spliced from 8 exons. Gene Ontology annotation, cellular component: cytoplasm; plasma membrane; axon. Gene Ontology annotation, biological process: intermediate filament organization. Bases 145 to 1518 code for a protein of 457 amino acids. Gene Ontology annotation, molecular function: structural constituent of cytoskeleton. The record is from RefSeq and is a predicted model, not a curated record. Lineage: Eukaryota; Metazoa; Chordata; Mammalia; Rodentia; Heteromyidae.